Messenger RNA from Notolabrus celidotus (New Zealand spotty), 2425 nucleotides. RefSeq names its product pleckstrin homology domain containing, family F (with FYVE domain) member 2 (gene plekhf2). The transcript has 2 exons. Gene Ontology annotation, molecular function: phosphatidylinositol binding; metal ion binding. NCBI's taxonomy places the organism in Eukaryota, Metazoa, Chordata, Actinopteri, Labriformes, Labridae. Bases 219 to 950 code for a protein of 243 amino acids. The record is from RefSeq and is a predicted model, not a curated record.
CCCCACCCUCCCCUCGGUCCCUGAACGCCCCGCGGCGCCCUGCUGCCAUGUUGUUGUUUUAUUUGAUGCGUUUGAGUUUUCUGUGUGUCUCUGCCUGCGGACUCUGCGCUCUCUGAGGGGGGACUCUGGACUUCACUGACACUUUGUGGACUAACUCGGACCCUGAAGUCCCUGUGGAGGUUCUGGGAGCUGGAGAGGAGCCGUCGGGUGAGGUGAAGAUGGUGGACCGGCUUGCCAACAGUGAGGCCAACUCCAAGCGGAUCGGGGUGGUGGAGGGAUGCUUCGGCGCGGCGGGGCAGCCUCUGGCCAUCCCGGGCCGCGUUCUAAUCGGCGAAGGCGUCCUCACCAAACUCUGCCGCAAGAAACCCAAAGCCCGUCAGUUCUUCCUCUUCAACGACAUCCUGGUCUACGGGAACAUCGUGAUCCAGAAGAAGAAGUACAACAAGCAGCACAUCAUCCCUCUGGAGAGCGUCACCAUCGACACCGUGGCGGACGAAGGCGACCUGCACAACGGCUGGCUCAUCAAGACGCCGACCAAGUCGUUCGCCGUGUACGCCGCCACCGCCACCGAGAAGUCCGAGUGGAUGAACCACAUAGGGAAGUGCGUGAGGGACCUGCUGCAGAAGAGCGGCAAGGCCCCGACGGGAGAGCACGCCGCCGUCUGGGUCCCCGACUCGGAAGCGACGGUGUGCAUGCGCUGCCAGAAGGUGAAGUUCACGCCCGUGAGCCGCCGCCACCACUGCAGGAAGUGCGGCUUCGUGGUGUGCGGGCCGUGCUCGGAUAAGAAGUACCUCCUGCCCAGCCAGUCGUCCAAACCCGUGCGAGUGUGCGAGUUCUGCUACGUGCAGCUGACGUCGGGGAGCCUCUCGCUGCGCUCAGACUCCAUCAGCCGGGGGUCAAAGUUCAACAACCUGUCGGACGACGACGACGAAGACGACAGCAGCGACUGAGCGGCGAGGCCUCUCCUCCCCGACGGCGUCCAGGAGGGAUUACUUCUUCUUCUCUUUCUCCUGGAGGAUUACUCUGGAGUCUCAAACCAAAUCUUCCUCUUCUUCUUCUUCCAGCGGGGAUUAAAACGUUCCUGAUCAGACUAUGGAUUAAACCAGCAGGACUCCAGGAAGUAGUCCGCCCCCGCCCCGCCUCGCCUCUGUUGACUGUUAUCUAUCGUCACUACAGAACUAAUGGUGCUACAGAGCAUCCCCUCCCUCCUUCCUCUCCCUCCUUCCUCUUCUUCAUUCAUCUUUUUUAAUCUUCAGUCCAUGACCUCCUCCAGGUGACUGCUCGUCAUCUCUGCAGGGAAACCGCACACGUCUGCGCUCUAACCUUUAUCUCCUCCGUCCCUCAGGUGUGACACCCUCAGGGGGGGGGGUGGUUUUCUAACAGAAGUUUAGUAUUUUGUAAACUCGUCCCCGGCUUUUAUAAACCACAGAAUGUAAACCUUACGCUUCACGCAGAGCUUUUUCUAGUCCCAUGAAUAAUAUAGAUGCUUCUGACAAAUCAGCUGGUCUCACUGUGAGCGUGUGUGAGCUCCAGGAACUAACUCUAACCGUCUGCCUGUAACGUCACGUAGUGCCUUGGAGAAAGUCGAGACUCUUUAAUGAAUCCAGUUUGCAAAAAAAUGAGAAACCACAGAGACUUCCUGAAACACAUCAGACCAGAGGGACCUGUUUGGUUCUGCAGGGAGACUUUAGAGGAAGAGAUCGAGCCAGACAUCGAUCUCUGACUCUCAAGUUAUGUCUCAGUUUUCAGAAGCAGGUUUUCCACUGCAGGAACUUUACAGCCCGGUUUUAGUUCCUCCCUAGAGACGACUGUGAGCAUGCAUCUUCAGGAGACACCAGGAAGCACAGGAGGAGAUUUUUACUUACUUAGAAUCAACAGGAGAGAAGAAUCGAUCUAAGUCUGGACAUGUUCAGGGGUUGAAUUUAAGUGUUUCCUCGAACGUCACAGUCAGGAAAUAUUUUAAAAAGCCCGUCAAUUUGCAGAAUUAAUCCAAUCAAUUUUAUUUAUGUGGCACAUUUUAAAAAAUUAUUACAGUUUACAUAAGUGAAGGAAAAUGAUUUAAAACACACAGAAACUUAUAAGGACAAAAAUUUAAUUAAAUGCAUUAAACAAAUACAGAAUAUGCAUAAAAACACUGUAAAAUUUUGAAAUAAAAUAUAAUAAUCACAAUAAAACACAUAAGACACUAAAAAAUAAUUAAAGAUGUAUAAAAAACAUUGUAAAAUAUUUUUUUUAAAUGAAGAGUGUCAUCAUUAAACAAAUUAGAUCCUUUAAAAAAUAAUUAGACUCAUAAAGACGCUGUAAAAAAUGUAUUUAAAUUCAACAAUCACGAUCAAACACAUAAGACACUUUAAAAAAAAUCAAAAACGCUUUUGAAAAAUUUAAAUGAAAUAAAAGAAUCAUAAUAAAACAUACAAGACACUUG